Rotaria sordida is the source of this 3111-nucleotide messenger RNA. Lineage: Eukaryota; Metazoa; Rotifera; Eurotatoria; Philodinida; Philodinidae. The record is from the annotation of a GenBank genome assembly.
AUGCAAGUCAUACAACAUAAAGUUUCAUCAACAGAUUGUCAAAUUAGUUUGAAUUCUCCAAAUGAAAAGCAACAAAUCAUAACAACAAUGUCAAAUCGACAACAUCAACCAUUAAUAUUUUCUAUUGAUAAUCGUUUAUUAGAACAACAUUUAACACAACUUGAUUUAUGUUCAAAAAAUUUACAAAAAAUUGAUAAAUUAUCAACUAAUAUUAAUUUUAAUAUUAUUCUACUUGAUAAUAAUGAAAUAAGUAAACUUGAAAAUUUAGAUAUAUUUUCACAAUUAAUUCAAUUAUCAAUAUCUCAUAAUCGUCUUAUCGAUAUUCGUUUACUUAAUCGAUUACAAUCUUUACAAAAACUUAAUUUAUCAUAUAAUUUAAUUGAUUCAAUUGAUUGUCUUAGAACUUUACAAAAUCUUGUUAUGUUAAAUAUUUCAAAUAAUAAUAUUCAUAGUAUUGGAAUAUUAAAUGCUUGUCAUACUUUACAAUCUUUAGAUGCAAGUGAAAAUUCAAUACAACAAAUUGAAGAUCUUUCACAUUUAAUAGAACUUAAAUAUUUAAAUUUACAUAAAAAUUUUCUUGAUACAUUAAUUUCAAUUCCACGUUAUUGGCCAAAAUCACUUCAUACACUUAUUAUAUCAGAUAAUGAAAUUCAAGAUUUAACUGAAAUUUCUUAUCUAUCAUCAUUUUUCAAUUUAAAUACAUUUUAUAUUAUUGAUAAUCCAUGUUUAUCUGUGGUAGAUGAAAAACAUGGUUGUCAUCAACCAUUUGAUUAUCGACCAUAUAUUCUUAAUUGGUGUUUAUCUAUUCAUAAUUUAGAUGGAAUAUUUAUUACACGAAAAGAAAGUUUAAAAGCUGAAUGGUUAUUAAGUCAAGGUAAAGGUCGAUCAUUUGGAUCUGGUGAACAUGUAGAACUUGUUCAAUAUUUAACAAGAGUUUGUGGAACAGAUACUGAUGAAAGAGAUGAUCUACAUUUAUCACGUAUUAUGUUUCAACAAGAUUUGUAUAAUCAACAACGAAGAAGUAGUGAUAAUGAACAAAUGAUGAUAACAUCAGAUACAAUGCAGGAUGUCAAUGAUACAUUAUCUAAAAAUACUGAAGAAAAAUUUCAACAAAGUACAUUUAUAUCAGAAUCGGAAUUUCUUAAAUUAAAUACUUCUUCUACAGUUGAUGAACAUAUAAUAUCUACUCAUCAACAACAAAUGCGAACACCACGUUCAGAAUAUAGUAGACCAACAAAUAUUACUACGAAUUAUAUUGAUGAUCAAAUAACUGAAAAUAGUUCUAGUAAUAAUCGUUAUACGAAUUAUGAUAAUCGACCUAUAAAACCACUUGAUCAAAAUAUGUUUCAAACAAAACUUAAUCAAUAUCCAGUUAAUAAUCAUAGAAAUAAUAAUAUUCAACAAACUAAACGAACAUCUUCACAUUUAACCUAUAAUGCUAAUCGUUAUUCACCAAAAACGACUAGACUUGAACCAACUACUUCAUCAAUUCAACAUAUAAAAUCAAAUCGAAAUCUUAUUAGGCAACGUAACAAUCGAGUAAAACAUCAAACAACCAAUUCAAGUACCACCAACGCAUUACGAUCGCUUAAUCAUUCACAUGAGAAAAAUCCAUAUUGCUUGACAACCAUAGCCAAGGUCAAGAAUAAAGAACAACAACCAUCAACAAGUACUUCAAACGAUAACAGAAAUCAACAUUCGGUUGAUGAUAAUGAUGAACUUCAAUUAAAAUCAGCUCCUAUCAAUGAUAUGUUUUCAACUCAAAGUAUAACAACAAUGAAUAAUAAUGUUGAAUUACAACGAUUAACUGCAUCAGUUGAAACAAUGCGAACAUCAGUUCUUCAAGCAUAUAUUAAUUUACAUGAACGUUUUACAAAAACAACAGAAUUACAAACAUCAGCAUUAACUGCACUUUGGAGAAAAUAUGAAACACAAACUUUAACUCAUCAACGUGACACUGAAAAAUUAAUAGAAGAAAAUCGAUUACUCAAUCAACGUAUGCAUGAACUUGAAGCUCGUUUAAAUGCUACUAAUGAAACAAAAACAAUUAUUCAAUCAUCAAAUUCUACAAUGAAACAAAAUCCUAAUUUAUUUCCUCCACUUCGUGCUCAUAUAUCAAAACGUGAUACAAAAAGUUUUUUUCUUCAUUGGAUACCUAAUCCAUUAAAUGAACAUCGUACUAUUCUUGGUUAUCGUAUAUAUAUUGAUGAUAUAUUAAAAGGUACUAUUGAUUCUGGUCGUUUUGAAGCUAUUAUUGAUUAUAUUCGUGAUGAAGGAGAAUAUAAAAUAAAACUUCGAACUUAUAAUGAAUAUGGUGAAUCUUCAGAUUCAAAUAUUGUUAUUGCAAGAUUUCGUCGUCAACAUUCAAUAAUAUCAAAUCAUAUUAUUAAUCAAACACAAAUAAAUGAUAAUUUUAUUAUUUCACCAAAAGAACCAGAUAAAACACUGAUUACUAAAGAUGAAAAACGUAUCAAUAUUAAACAACAACAAAACAAUGCUCCAAUAACACCAGAAAAAAAUAUGACAAAAUCUGAUGAACAUAUUUCACCAUUGAAAAUAAGUCCUAAUCUUACUGUUAAUGAUAAUAUUAUUAGUCAUAAACCACCAAAAUCACCAACUACUAGUCCUAGUCGAACGGAUAAAACAUCACCAAAUAAUAAAUCAUGUAGCAAAGUUUUAUUUACUCAUAAUAAUAAUAAUAAUAAUGAUUCAUCAACAGUUAUUACAACAAAUCGUAGUCCUACACGAACUGGUGUUAUGUCUCGUCUUACUAAUAGUUCACAUAGAAUCAAACGAAAUAAUAUUCUUACAAAUCCUCUUCCAAUUGAGAUAAGUAACAACAAUCCAAUGGAUGUGUUGAAUGCAUCCGAAAUUCAAACAAACACAACAGAACGAUUAAUUACAUUUAAACCUGAUCUAAUUAGUAAUAAUCACGAACAUAAUUUAGCACAGAAAGUUCCAAUUGGAUUAUCUGAAAUAUCAAAUUUAAUGACUGCUAAUCAUUUAUCAACAAGUUCAGAUACCUUAUCAUCAAAUCCAUCACCACCACCUCCUAUUCCUCCCAGAAUAGCAAAAACUACUAUUAAGACUUUACUUAAUCAACAAUCUUAA